AACACGAUAGCCAGGCGGGCCCCGCCCUGGCCAGUGAUUGAUCAGUAAACAUCGCUGUGGCUUUAAUGGUCCACUUGGAUGGAAAUUAAUUCUGGAAUGGAUAAAUAAUGCAUCAGGAUUUAUGUAGUCCAAGGCAAGCUGGAGCCAGGAGAGGGAGCCGAGGGGGUGACGCCAGUGGCCUCGGGGGCUCCAAAGAGCUAGGCAUGAAGGGCCACUUGCCAAGAAGAGAAAAGCAAAGCGGAUGGCAGCAUGAUCGGCCCAGCAAUUGUGGCCAGGCGGCUGCAGCAUGCUGAGCCCAAAGAUCAGACAGGCCAGGAGGGGGUAAAACAGGCUCUAGCAGCUGCCCUGAGAAUCCCCCUGGGAAUGAACUGUGUCUAAUUUGAAGCCCACUGGGAGGGAGGGAGCAUGAAGAUCCGAAAAGGGAUCCAAGAGAAUUUGGGCAGAGCUUCUGCGAAACACAAUUUGAAAGGUAUCUUGGAGCAUUCUCAGAAGAAUUCCUUAGCAUCAGACACCACAGCUCGCUCCAAGAGCCUGGUGAUGGGGGAACAGAACCGGAGCCCAGGGAGGCCUCUGGCCCCCCACAAGCUGGGCCCUGUACUCAAGGCCGGCUGGCUGAGGAAGCAGAGGAGCAUCAUGAAGAACUGGCAGCAGCGAUGGUUUGUGCUACGUGGGGAUCAGCUCUUCUACUACAAAGACAAAGAUGAGGGCAAGCCUCAGGGAUUUAUUUCUCUACAAGGGACACAAGUGACCGAACUUCUUCCAGACCCUGAGGACCCGGGGAAGCACUUGUUUGAGAUCACACCAGGUAGGCCCAGGGGUUGUUGUGCCACUGGGGUCCUGGUGGCCCCAUAG
This is a messenger RNA of Phodopus roborovskii (desert hamster), 852 nucleotides long. Its product is annotated as rho GTPase-activating protein 22-like. The record is from RefSeq and is a predicted model, not a curated record. The transcript is spliced from 4 exons. Lineage: Eukaryota; Metazoa; Chordata; Mammalia; Rodentia; Cricetidae. Bases 406 to 852 code for a protein of 148 amino acids.